Molecule: messenger RNA, 1143 nt
Organism: Prunus armeniaca (apricot)
Lineage: Eukaryota; Viridiplantae; Streptophyta; Magnoliopsida; Rosales; Rosaceae
Source: the annotation of a GenBank genome assembly
AUGCUGCGCUCGUGCUACAGGCCGCUUGAGCGCUGCUUCGGAUUGCGAUGUGGUGGAGGAGGUGGCGAUGGGCUUUGGCACAUGGACUUGAAGCCCCACGCCUCCGGUGACUACUCGAUCGCUGUGGUUCAGGCCAAUUCGAAUUUGGAAGAUCAGGGUCAGGUCUUCACCUCUCCCUCUGCGACCUAUGUUGGUGUUUAUGACGGCCAUGGCGGCCCUGAAGCUUCUAGAUUCGUCAACAACCACCUCUUUCCUUAUUUACACAAAUUUGCCACGGAGCAAGGUGGGUUGUCGCCGGAUGUGAUUAAGAAGGCGUUCAGCGCCACUGAGGAUGAGUUUUUGCGUCUGGUGAAGCGAUCUUUGCCGGUGAUGCCGCAAAUUGCUUCGGUAGGGUCGUGUUGCCUUGUGGGUGCGAUAUCGGAUGAUGUUUUGUAUGUGGCCAAUCUCGGGGACUCCAGAGCAGUCCUUGGCCGGAGGGUUUCGGAGAGUAAGAGGAGUGCGGUGGUGGCAGAACGCUUGUCCACUGACCACAAUGUAGGAGAUGAGCAGGUCAGGAAGGAGGUCGAAGCACUCCAUCCAGAUGAUGCGCAUGUGGUGGUGUAUACUCGUGGGGUUUGGAGAAUAAAGGGCAUAAUUCAGGUGUCAAGAUCUAUUGGGGAUGUUUAUCUAAAGAAGCCUGAGUUCAACAGAGACCCAAUAUACCAGCAAUUUCUGAAUCCCGUUCCUAUGAAGCGGCCAGUGAUGACAGCAGAGCCGUCAAUCAUUACUAGGAACCUUAAGCCACAGGAUUCAUUUUUGAUAUUUGCAUCAGAUGGCCUCUGGGAACAGUUGAGUGAUGAAGCAGCAGUAGAAAUUGUUUUCAAAAACCCUAGAGCUGGUAUUGCAAAGAGAUUAGUAAGGGCUGCUCUUCAUGAGGCUGCAAAGAAGAGGGAGAUGAGAUAUGAUGACAUAAAGAAAAUUGAAAAGGGAGUAAGGCGUCACUUCCAUGAUGACAUCACUGUUAUUGUAGUCUAUCUUGAUCACCAUAAAAGCUCCUCGAAGCAUAAAAUUAAGCACAGUACUCUUGGUUCUACCAGAGCACCUGUUGAUAUUUUCUCGGUUAGUGCAGAUGAUGCAGAACAGGGUCUGCAUCACAUCGUUUAG